This is a messenger RNA of Symbiodinium sp. CCMP2456, 207 nucleotides long. Lineage: Eukaryota; Dinophyceae; Suessiales; Symbiodiniaceae. The record is from the annotation of a GenBank genome assembly.
AUGUGCCAGGAGUUCGAGUGUGGCCCCACGGAUUUUGUGAUGCUGGUGUGCGAUGGCAUCUCGGAAGGCGGCUUUUCGAACGAGGCCGCUGUGAAAUUGGCAGCAGAGAGGCUGCACAUUGCGGAUGGCCAACCGGUUGAUCCCGGCGAGGCAGCGAUGGCCGUAUGCACGGAGGCGACAUCUGCUUGGGGUGGCCUGAUCACCUGA